This is a messenger RNA of Adineta ricciae, 2880 nucleotides long. The record is from the annotation of a GenBank genome assembly. Lineage: Eukaryota; Metazoa; Rotifera; Eurotatoria; Adinetida; Adinetidae.
AUGGAUGAGCAUAUUAUGCCGUCGAAUGACACUUUUCGUCAGAAUAAACUGAAACGCCGUGAUUUAUGUCCUCUCGUUUGGGAUCAAGUUGGUAAAACAGGUUUUGUUGAUGGCGAAGAAACGGCGACGUUUUUCUAUUAUCUUAUUGGUGAAAGUGGGUUACCGAUGAGUGGAAAAGAUUUUGGAAGAUUUCAAGGACUUAGUUCCGAAGUGUUCAAUAAUCAACUAUUAGAUCGUUCUUUAACAUUCAAAGAAAACUUUUCGUACGAUGUCGUGUUGAAAGUAUCGGAUUUAAGCAAAAGCCUCGGUGUGAAACAUACGAACCAUGAUAUGAUUCAACUUGUGAUUAAUGAAAGAUUAGGUAUUACUUCACAAUCAAAAGUCAGAAUUUGUGAAUGGAUUAUCUUUAAUGCACGUGAGCAAAAGUUCGAAAUUGUCGAUGGAAUUCGAGUUGAAGAGUUGCGAUCAUUGAUCAAAUGUGAUCCAAACGCACCAAAUAAAACCAAGGAACUAGCACGAUCAUAUAUUAUAAACGCUUUCUCAAUGUGCGAUGCACAAGGAACACCUGCUCGUUACGUUGAUUUACAUGGUUUUCAUGGGUCAUUCACACCUGAUUUCUAUCCACAUCGAUUUGCUCUCAAAGACUCGAUUUAUUCUCAACGACCCGAUGUUCUCGCUGCACUCAUCGCCAAUAUUAUCGAUCGAUAUCAAACGUGUUUGCCUCCAGUUAAAUACUGUGAGUUUUCGGUCAGCGUCAAUGAUCUUUGUCGCCCAUGGAUAUACGACGUACUUCGCAGUGUUCAAUUCUAUGGCGCACAAGAAAAGGCACAAAUUCAAAGGGAUGAAACAAAUCACACGUAUAUACCCACAUUGAAACUGAGUUCCUUCUCACAAUUAGUUCUCAAUGGCCAUUUUCCUCACUUGGAAUUUGCAUUCACUGGAGCGGAAUCAGAAGAUGGAAAACUUAAUCGUUCUACGACAUUUGAUUUCAUUUACAAAUUCUUGAUUGGUUUUGAUCGUCAAAAAAUACAAACGAGCUACUUCAAGAACUCAAGCGAAGCUCUUGAUUUCUUAUUAAAACAACCACAUCAAGCGAUUAUGCUCAUGCUGCAAGAGAUUGAAAAUAGAAAGGAAAACAUAACUGGAGAAAGUAUGUUUGCCUGGUUUACGAACAAAUUGGGGGAACUAGAAAAGAAGGAAGAAGCAAAUUUAAUGCCAGCUUUUUACGGUUGGACAGUCGGUCUUGAUCUGUUUGGUGAUGAAUCAGGUUUUCCAUACUGCCCAUUUGUGGCACCCUCGUUCAUUAAUUAUAUUCAAAAACGGCGAAAAAUUUCGAAAGAAACUCCCAGUCUCGAGCGCAACCUUUUUGGUGUUCGUGUUCAUUGCGGUGAAAACGUUAUGUUUGCUGAUACUAAAAUUCCAGGAUAUCGACUAUUUAUCGCGCAUAUGUAUAUCGUUUUCCGCUGUUUGUUAUUUCUUCAAAAAGAACUUCAGUAUGGUAUUCGAAUUGGUCAUGGCAUCGCAUUCGAUCGUAUUUUCGAUGGUACAAUGAGCAAAUUAAGGUAUCGAAAGUCGUCGGUGAUAUUGGCAGACAUUCAAGAACGGGCUCAAGAUCUAAUGAAAACAAUAGCUUUUGAAGUCAAUAUUACGAGUAAUGAAUAUUUACUAGGUCAAACAUUACGUCGAGGAGAUGCUGGACGCCCACUUCGUCUUGGCGGUUUAUUUGACAGAGUACCAAUCAUUCUUGCGACUGAUGACGACGGAGUUUGGCCGAUUGAUCAUUGUGCAUUCAUUCAUCCUGGCCAUCAUUCGUUAACAGCUGAAUAUUGUCGAGCAAUUUCGUCUGGUUUAAUUGAUAAGACUGAUCAGCUGCAGAAGAUUCUUCAAAAUACGAGAGAUUUCUGCUUCUGGAAUAUGGGUGGAUCUCUCCGAAAGCCGUCCAAGCCUUACUACUCUCCACAAUAUAAUCAUCUGGGUAAUACGAUUAUUAUACAUCCAGAUAUUCUCCGACGUCUUCAGAGACGUUACAACGACAAUCCUACGACAGAAACCAACUAUACGGAUAGGUUUUUUUUCGGCGAUCUGAACGCCAACUCCAUCAAAUGGAAGCAUGAAGCAGGUGUGUUACGCGUAGUAUUCACUUGUAUUUGUACAGGUGGUAAUAUGAGUGCAGAACAAAUAUCUGCGAUACGCAAUGAUUAUAGUAUUAUAUUUGGACAAGAUGAAAACCAGUUCGAUUUGAUACAUAGUUUCUGGAAGGAUGUCCGCUCCGAGUUUAUGUCGAGCAAUCAUGCUACACGCUCACACGACGAUUUAGGAAUCGGACACAAAGUUGAGUUGAAAUUCGAUGAUGCAAAUUUUUUAGUCUAUGCAAAUCCGAAGCAUGGCCAACUACAAGACUCGCCCGAGCGUUGUUUGUGCGAAUUCAUUCAUCAAAAGCGUGGAUCCAAGCACACAAUUUAUGCGUUCGUAGAUACUAUUGAUACCGAAAAGAUGGUAAAACUUCUGGAACAAAGAAUAAACUCUGGCGUUAGCGAACAAUACAACAAGAUGGCUUUAUUCAUAUAUACAAAUACAAACAUAUAUGAAUAUGUAUCGCAUGGAAUUAAUAAAGACUUUACGUUAAUAGUAAAUCCCCAUUCGUCGAAGCGGAAGAAAAGCAAACAAUGCUUCUUGUACACGUUAUGUUCAUCUGCCAGUGCUGCAACAGCUGCUCUUCAUUUGAUUGCCGAAAUGAUUUCUCGCAAACUAUCUAGCCAGGGAUCUAAAUUUACGCCCGGUCAGGCACAUCCUGCUGCGUCAAUGAAGCUGGAGUCUCCAAUACCUGUCAGCCGUGAUGCUACUGAUGAAGCAUCGGAAGAGAAGAAACAUUUGCUAUAG